This is a messenger RNA of Lepisosteus oculatus (spotted gar), 3562 nucleotides long. NCBI's taxonomy places the organism in Eukaryota, Metazoa, Chordata, Actinopteri, Semionotiformes, Lepisosteidae. The record is from RefSeq and is a predicted model, not a curated record.
AGAGAGAUGGCGUCUGAGAGCUCAGCACUCAGCUCUGGGGAGGGACAGGCUGAUUCCUAUGAGUUACCACAGCGUCUCUCAGAGAUCAGGAUCAUCCUGCUGGGGGAGAGUGGGUCUGGGAAGAGCUCAGCAGGAAACAACAUCCUGGGUAGAGAGGAGUUUGACACUAAGAGAGUAACUGAGGAGUGUGAGAAGAGACAGGGUGAAGUAGCUGGGAGGCAGGUCACUGUGGUCGACACUCCAGGCUGGGAUGAGUGGCUGAUAGGGAAUGAUCCACAGCAGAUCAGACAGGAGGUUGUGUACAGCGUGUCUCUGUGUCCCCCAGGACCCCACACUCUCCUCCUGGUGAUUGAUCUGGACUCAAACACAGACUGGAGAUCAGUGAAGGAACAUCUGGACACUGAGAGACACAGACAUUGAGCAGCACAUUGAGAGAAGAGGGAAGGAUCUCCAGGGGCUGGUGGAAAAAUGUGGGAACAGGUAUCAUGUUCUCAACAACAAGAACAGGGGUGACCGCACUCAGGUCACAGAGCUGCUGGAGAAGAUAGAGGACAUGGUGGCAGGAAACUAUGGGCAGUACUUCACUACUGACAUUGAACAUCUACACACUGAACUGGACAAAUAUAUCAGAAAAAGGGAGGAGGAGAGACAGAGAGAGAUAGAGGAGCUGAGACAGAGGUUGGAGGAGAGACAGAGAGAGACAGAGGAGCUGAGACAGAAGUAUGAAAGAAGGGAGAGAGAGAGAGAAGAGGAGCUCAGACAGAGGUUUGAGGAGGAGUGGAGCAGGAGAGAAGAGGAGCUGGAGAAAGAGACAGAGGAGCCCAGACUGCCUGUCAAGAGGAGGAACAGUAAAGAUCUUGAACUUCCCGAGAUGAGUGAAGGGGACCCUGCAGUCAAACCCAGACUCCAGCCCCGCCCCUCUGAGCUGAGACUGGUGCUGCUGGGCAGGACUGGUGCUGGGAAGAGCGCAGCAGGAAACACCCUCCUGGGCAGCACACAGUUCCCCUCCCGGCCCAGCCUGUCCGCAGUCACCCAGACCUGCGAGAGACGCAGGGGGGAGGCUGCUGGGAGGCAGCUCUCCGUCAUCGACACGCCAGACCUCCUGGACAGCAGGGGGCGCCAGAGGGACGUGUGUCUGGAGGUCCGGAGGUGCCUACUGCUGUCCUCCCCAGGACCCCACGCUUUCCUGCUGGUGCUGCCGGCCAGACGCUUGACGGACGAGGAGAAGGGCGCCCUGCUGACCAUGACCGAGGUGUUUGGGGAGGCUGUCCUGAAUUGCACUGUCGUCCUCUUCACCCAUGGGGACAGUCUGGGACAGGAGACAGUGGAGCAGUACAUUGACACACAGGGGAGAGACCUGCAGCAGCUCUUAGAGAGCUGUGGGAACAGGUAUCAUGUUCUCAACAAUAUGGAUACGGGCGACCGCACUCAGGUCACACAGCUGCUGGACAAGAUCGAGGACAUGGUGGCAGGAAACAGUCUGGGCUUCUUUCAAGACCGCGGGGAGGCCCAGCAGAGGUGUGAAGCAGAGCUGUGGAGGAAGGUGGACGAGAUCAAGCAGCUGUAUGAAGAGAGACUGCAGGGGAGAAUUCAGGAGCUGGAGCAGCAGCAGCAGAGGGAGAUGGAGGAGAAGAGGAAGGAGCAGGAGGAGGAGCAGAGGAAGAGAGAGGAGGGGCUGAGGAGGCAGCUGGAGGAGGAUCGCAGGCAGAGGGAGCAGGAGCUGGAGCUGAGGAGGGCUGAGGAGCUCAGGAGAGUGGAGGAGCUGGAGCAGAGAUACGCACAGGAGGAGCAGAGCAGACUGGCAGAGCUCAGACUCCACGAGGAGAGGAUGAGAGAGCAGGGCAGGCAGGAGCUGCAGAGGCAGACGGAGGAGCUGAAACUGAGGCAGCAGCAGAGGGAGGCAGAGCUGAGGCAGGAACUGGAGGAUGAGCAGAGGAGGAGGGCGGAGGUGCUGAGGCAGCAGUUGGAGAGGGAGCACUGUCAGAGAGAGCAGGAGCUGGAGGAGAGAUACAGGGAGCAGCAGCGAGAGGCGCAGGAGGAGAGGAGCAGGACGGAGGAGCUGAGGAGGCAGUGGGAGGAAGGGCUGAGAGAGGAGUACGACAGGAGGCUGCAGAGAAAGGAGGCGGAGAUCCAGGAGAGGUGGGAAGGGGAGCUGCAGAGGAGAGUGAAGGAGCUGCAGGAGUCCUCCCAGCCUCAGAGCCUGGAGCCAGGUCAGAGGAGAAGCCCAGGAGAAACUCCCAGUCCAGAGAUCCCAGCAGCUCCUCGUCUGUCAAAGCUGAGCAUUGUGCUUCUGGGGUGUGAAAAGGCUGGGAAGAGCUCAGCAGGAAACACCAUCCUGGGCAGAGAGGAGUUUGACACUGAGGGAGUAACUGAGGAAUGUGAGAGGAGACAGGGACCCCACGCUCUCCUCCUGGUGAUUCCUCUCAUCACACUCACAGAGAAACAGAGGAGAGUAGAGAAGGAACAUCUGCAGCUCCUCAGUAAGACAGUGUGGAGACACACAAUAGUGCUGUUCACCUUGGGGGAUGAGCUGAGAGACACAACCAUUGAGCAGCACAUUGAGAGAGGAGGAAAGAAGCUCCAGUGUCUGAUGGAGAAGUGUGGGAACAGGUAUCAUGUUCUCAACAUUAAGAACAGGGGCGACCGCACUCAGGUCACAGAGCUGCUGGAGAAGAUAGAGGACAUGGUGACAGGAAUGAGUGUCUUUCCAUACAUGAAGAACAGAAAACUUCUGCAGAAGAUACAGAAGAGAAAGAUGGCCAAGAAAGAAAGGAGGAAAGAGGAGGAUGUAGAAGAUGAGGAAGAGAGAGGAGCUGGAAGAAUGCCUUCUCAUGUCGCGGUGACUGCAAAAUUCGGGGAUUCGGUCACUCUGCCCUGCAACGGAGAACCCUACAACCUUGGGAUCCCCAAACGCAAACUCCACGUUUUCUGGAAAACCCUUGAUUACCGCAUCUAUGAGUUCAUGGGCGGGAAGGGCUAUCCUGACAACGGGUUCGAGAACAGAGCUGAGAUGUCCCGAGAGAAGAUCAGCCGCGGGGAUUUAUCUCUGACCGUCUACCACAUCACCUUCUCUGAUGGCCAGAUCUACCUCACUCAGAAGUCCACAGCCUACAGCCUGGAGCCUCUCUGUCUCUCCCUCUCCACACUGCUGGUCCUGUGGAGAAAGCCAGUGGAGGUGCUGUUUGACCCUGCAGGAACUGGAGACUCGACGUCAGUGUGUUCUGUCCAGAACAACACAGCCAGCUGUGUCCCCCAGUACAGAGACAGAAUGUCAGUGGAGAAUCAGGAGCUGAGAAUGCAGGACCUGAGGAAAUCCGAUCAGGGGAACUACACAGUGUUGCUCUCACACAUUCAGAAGGCUGUCAGCGUUGUGUCUCUCAUUGUGGGAGUAAAUGCACAAAACCCCUACACCGUAAAUCUGAGAACGAUGAUGUGCUCUGUCAUGGAGCCUCACCUGUACACUGUGAAGAACUUCCCUCGCAGAGCUGAGAUCGUGCAGUGGGCCUACCACACCGAGGAGGAAAGGCACAGAGGUAUUGAACUGAACUGGCAGAAAUCCUGA